Molecule: messenger RNA, 1417 nt
Organism: Racocetra persica
Lineage: Eukaryota; Fungi; Glomeromycota; Glomeromycetes; Diversisporales; Gigasporaceae
Source: the annotation of a GenBank genome assembly
AUUCCAUUUCCCUAAUGACCCACCCCUAACAUCCCCAAUACAUUCUCGCACACCAGCAUCAGCACCUCCAGUUCUUAAUAGUAGAGAUCUUACAACUGAAACUGAUGAUAUAGAUGAAUUCGAUUGUGCUAAUAUUUUAAUAGAUCCUGAAGUAAGAUCUCUUGGCAUACUUGAUAUAGUAUUAUGUCAGGAAACUAGAGAAGCAAUUAAAGAGAUUAAAGUUCUUUAUAAAUCAUUUUUUGAUAAUGGAUGGACGCUAACCAAAUUAGAAUUUUUAGAAGCAUAUAUGUUAUUAGAAAAAUAUUAUGAACAAAAGCCCAAUCCAGUUACGGGAAAUUUGAUCCAAGAUGUGGAUAGAAUGCAAAAAGCUCAAAGAUAUUUAAAUUUUUCAAUGGCUUCAUAUGAUUUUUUUGGCCUUGAUAAAAAUGAUUUCAUUUGUUGGGAGUAUGGACAAAAUACCGUUUCUGUACCUAAUUACAUGGUUAUUAGAGAUCCAGAAACAAAUUCUAUCAUUGUGUCUAUUCGAGGAACUAUGAGUAUUGCUGAUGUAAUCACCGAUGUACUAGCACAUUAUGAACAAUGGAACGAUGCACUUGUUCAUCGUGGAGUAUUGCGCAGUGCGCAAUAUCUAGUAGAGCGAUCCUUAAAUGAUAUUAGAGCAGCUGUAAUAAAAUUUAAUGCAAAUUCCAUAAAUAUAACAGGUCAUUCAUUAGGUGCAUCUAUAUCAUCUAUUGUAACUCUUCUUUUGCGAGAAAAAUGUAAAGAUUUACUUUCACGUGGAAUUGAUAUUCGUGCAUGGAAUUUCGCAACUGCACCAUGCUGUUCACAUGAUUUAGCAUGUAAAACUGAGUCCAUAAACUAUAUUUAUAAUUUUGUGAACGAGAAUGACGUUAUUCCAAGGUUGAGUUAUGGUAAUUUGAUGGAUUUUAGAGAGUUGAUUAAAUUUGCUGCUAAUGAAAUAAAGAAUGGAGAAUAUAAAAAGUUAAAGUCGACCGAAAGAUUAUCUAAAAUUUUCUCAUCAAUCGAUUCUUAUCGCACAACUUUAAAAUCCAAUCCAUCUAGCCAAAAGUUAUACAUACCUGGGACAAUACAUUAUUUAUAUAAAGGGUUUUAUCGUUCUCAUGUGAAAUCAUCAUUAGCAUGCUAUACUAGAGAUAUAGUGUGUGAAAUAUCCACACCAGAUUUAUUUACAGACAUUAGCUUACGGCGGAACUGGCUAUUUCAUCAUUUUCCAGAUAGGUACGAUAGGAAAUUUAAAGGCGUUAUAAAAUUUUUGUUAAAAAGAAUGAAUGAUGAAGAAAUCGACAAAAUAGAAAGUUUUUGGAGGAAAUGGAGGAAAAUGGAUGAAGUCGAGCAUGUAUCAGAAGAAGGUGGAAAACGGAUAGAAAAAUGGAUGUCUAGAAGUGGUCAUUUUUAA